Molecule: messenger RNA, 2228 nt
Organism: Debaryomyces tyrocola
Lineage: Eukaryota; Fungi; Ascomycota; Pichiomycetes; Serinales; Debaryomycetaceae
Source: the annotation of a GenBank genome assembly
AUGUUGAGAAAACAGCCCAAACGACACAGAGUUAUACCUCCCGAAGAACGGAAAAAAGUUUCGAAAGCAUGUAAUAGUUGCAGGGAAAAAAAGUUUAAGGUACGUGUUUAUUGCGUUUAGUGUUUAGAUCUGAAAUUUGUAUAUAAUUACUAAUUGGAAACAAGUGUAAUGGAAAAGAGCCAUGUUUGUUAUGCUCACGUAAAGGUCUAGAAUGUUUGUACUGUCCUAUAGAUCGUAGGUCGUUAAGGGGGAAACUAAAAUUAAAUAAUGAUAUCCAAAUUGAUAAAGAACGAUCCACUGAGAAUAAUGAUACAUCUAGUUCUAGUGAUUCAACUCAAACUGAAACCGUGGUUGAUGAAAUACACCGAAGUCAUUAUAUAAAUAAAUCCAGAAUACCUUCUAGUUUACAGCCAUUAUUGACUUUUCCCGUUACAGUUGAAAAAAAUAGUACGAUAAACUCAAAUAAAAAAGGUCGAAAAAGAUCAAUACCAAUUGGCAUGGAAGUGUUGCCUAAUCAGAAUGGAGGACAUACUAGGCUUCCACUUAAUUCAGCUGGGAAUUUGCGCUAUUUCGGUGAAAGCAGCCCGCUGUCAUUGUUACAAGAAUGCCGAUUUAUAUUCGCCAGAGUUAUUGGUGUUUCUAAGUUCACAGAUGAUCCAUCAAAAGAGCUAGUUAUAGAUGAGCCUAAUAGAUCAACAGUAAGACACCCUCUUCAAUUACCCAGAAGGGAUCUGUGUAAUAUUUUGGUGCAAUUUUUUGAAGAAAACAUUAAUGACACACACUAUAUAUUUGAUAUGAAGUAUUUUAAAGAUAACAUUAUCGACAGAAUAUAUGAUAACCCAAUAUCUAUUGAACAGUCUUGUAUUUGCUUACUUCAUUUGGUUCUUGCAAUUGGUGCAUUUUAUGCAGAAAUAUCUCCUUCAUGCCAAAUAACGGACCUUAAUGUAGUUGACUCCGCGGAGUUUUUUGAUAGCUCUUUAAGUCUUAUGAGAGAUUCAGUCUAUGAUGGUAGUUUAUGGUUAGUUGAAGCAAAUUUCUUACAAUAUUUCUAUUACCAAUCUUGUUGCAAACCAAGUUCUUCUUGGAUGCAUUUGGGAAUUGCGAUAAGAUCGGCCCAAGCUUUAGGAUUACACAGAAGGGUAGUGAACGAACGAUUUAAGAAUCCGCUUUAUGUUGUACAUAGAAGACGAUUAUGGAGAAGUCUAUUUAUAUGCGAUAGAAUAUCAUCUAUUAAUCUUGGAAGACCACUUGCUGCCAACGAUUAUGACUGGGAUGAUCAAUGUAUGAAUUUUAUUGCUGACUCUAAAGAAAAUUUCAGGCAGAAAUGCCAAGAUAAAAUUUCAAAGAUUGCUCAUGAUCGAAUCGUUGAAAAUAUCUAUCGAGAUGGUGUAAUUAAUAUAAGAAGGGCGAAUGAGCUAGCAAUAGAACUCAAAACUUGGUCUCUAAAUCUACCACCCGAUUUAGACCUAAGUUUUACUUUGAAAAAAUUCAAAUGCAAUUAUAAUGGCGAUAAUAAUCUAUUAAUGAAUGUUCAUAUGGCCCAGUUUUAUGGAAUUAUGUUAUUAUGCAGACCGUUUUUAAUGUAUAUAAUAGUGAGAAAGUUAAAACCUGGAACAAAGAGUGAAUUACAAGACAAUUCGUCACUCCUCAACUUUUGCAAGGGAUGCAUCAAAUCAUCAUUUUUAACAAUUAAAUUAGUCAAUUAUUAUGUGGAGAAUACUACUAAUAAUUUAGAGCUGUUCGUAGCGAUCAACGGAUGUUUUUUUGCAUCUGUAAUUUUGGGACUAAGUUUGUUGGAAACAAUUAAGCAAUCACAACCUGACGCGCGAUAUGUGAAUGUUUUAUUUGAUUCUUUACAUAUUGCCAGAAAGAUUCUAUAUUACUAUGGAUCCUUCAAUGCCACUUCUGAAAGAUGGGGUGGAAAUGUGGAUAAUAUGCUAGCGGCUCUUUCAGAGACGCAAAACCAAUACUCGAAAUUAAUUCCCGGGAAUGCCUCAACAUCUAAUCAAACUGACUUUGAAACAUUUAAUGAAGAAAUAAUUUCUCUCGAUGAUGAAGAAUUCAGUUUGAAUAAUUUAAUGAGAUUUCAACAAACUUUUGUUCCUUCCAAUACUGAUAUGAACUCCGAAAUUUUCAUGUAUAGCGAGGAUGUAGCAAAACAAAACAAUGACACUCAGUCAUUAGAUGUCUUCAUGUACGACUUUUGGCAAAACCAACAGUCGAUAUGA